AUGAGCGGCGGCUCGGCCCCCCUCCCCUACUCGAUGCGAGAUGUGGAUGGCGGCGCAUACAACAACGCCAAGUUCCGCCAACGAUCUCGCCUCAAGAUGGUUACCCAGGCUCUUAUUUCUAAGAGCAGCAAAUACCAAUUUGGAAAAUUCACCCUUGGGAAAUUCUUGAGUCUUCUAAUGGUUUCUGGCUUAAUAUACUUGCUUGCGCACAAAAGUUCGAAGGGUUUUGUAUCUGGUGAGCUCCAUGACAAAGAAGUAGAGAGUAGACAUGCCAGUAAAGAUUCUCCCACUAUCCGUACAUUCUGGAGAAAGCCACCAAGGCUACCUCCACGUCUUCCUCCAAAUGAAAUAUAUAAGAACAGUUCAACACUUCACCACCCCACUUCAUCUGAAUGGACAUCCAGGCAGAAGAAAGUUAAAGAAGCAUUCGAACAUGCAUGGUCUGGCUACCGAAAUUAUGCGAUGGGUCAUGAUGAGCUUAUGCCUUUGAGCCGCAGAGGUGUAGACGGAUUAGGAGGUCUAGGUGCUACUGUUGUGGAUUCUUUAGACACUGCAAUAAUAAUGGGUGCUGACGAUAUUGUGUCUGAAGCAUCAAAAUGGAUUGAAGACAACCUAAUGAAAAAGAUCAGCGAGAAAGGGCAGGUCAACUUAUUUGAAACCACUAUCCGUGUCUUGGGAGGGCUUCUUAGUGCAUAUCAUUUGAGUGGUGGAGACCAAGCAGGAGGAGGUGAUUCUGGGAUAGCAGUAACACCUAACAAGACUAAUCCAGAUCGUCUUCUGGCAGUCUCAAAGGAUUUAGCAGACAGAUUAUUGUUAGCUUUUACAUCAAGUCCAUCGGCUAUACCUUUUAGUGAUGUUGUUCUUCGUGAUCGUUCUGCACAUGCAUCCCCUGAUGGCUUAAGCAGUACCUCUGAGGCUACAACAUUGCAACUGGAGUUCAGUUACCUUAGCAGAAUAUCAGGAGAUCCAAAGUAUGACUCAGAGACAAUGAAGGUGUUAGAGCAUAUGCGAACACUCCCAACAGUGGAGGGUUUGGUGCCUAUUUAUAUUAAGUAUGUAUGGCUUCAACCCUUAUGUAUCUUUCCCUACUCUGGACAGUUUAGCGGAGAGAAUAUUCGACUAGGGUCGCGUGGUGACAGUUACUAUGAGUACCUAUUAAAAGUUUGGAUUCAGCAAGAAAAUUAUCGUAACACUAGCUUGAAGUAUCUAUUUGAAAUGUAUACGGAAGCAAUGAAAGGGGUCAGGCAUCUUCUUGUUCGGAAAACUACUCCAAAUGGGCUAGUUUUUGUUGGGGAGCUUCCCAGUGGACGAAAUGGUGCUUUUAGCCCUAAAAUGGAUCACCUGGUUUGUUUUCUUCCUGGCACCCUUGCUCUGGGUGCAACAAAGGGUAUCACUAAGAAAAAGGCUCUUGAAAGUAAUCUUCUAACUAAGGAAGACAUAGAAAAUCUUCAGCUUGCUGAAGAUCUGGCUAAAACUUGUGUUGAGAUGUACUUUGUGACUUCUACUGGACUUGCUCCUGAAAUUGCUUAUUUUCACAUUGAGGGUAAUCCUGAAGGUGGACCUGAUGGUGGGAACAAAAGUUCUGAAUAUAUUAGUGACAUCAUAAUCAAGCCUCUUGAUCGUCACAACCUUUUACGCCCAGAGACUGUGGAAUCCCUAUUUGUUUUGCAUAGAAUCACAGAGGAUCCAAAGUAUAGGGAGUGGGGUUGGCAAAUUUUUCAGGCCUUUGAGAAGUAUACAAAAGUUGAUUCUGGUGGUUAUACUUCACUGGAUGAUGUCACAAGCCUACCUCCACCUAGGAGAGACAAAAUGGAAACCUUCUUCCUGGGGGAAACAUUGAAGUACCUGUAUUUGCUGUUUGGUGAAAGUAAUAUUCUUCCACUGGACAAGUAUGUAUUUAAUACUGAGGCCCACCCACUUCCGGUCAUUCGGUCUGUGGUACAGGUUUCUAAUACCGUAUAG
This is a messenger RNA of Triticum turgidum subsp. durum (durum wheat), 1962 nucleotides long. The record is from the annotation of a GenBank genome assembly. Lineage: Eukaryota; Viridiplantae; Streptophyta; Magnoliopsida; Poales; Poaceae.